Messenger RNA from [Candida] anglica, 521 nucleotides. The record is from the annotation of a GenBank genome assembly. Lineage: Eukaryota; Fungi; Ascomycota; Pichiomycetes; Serinales; Debaryomycetaceae.
AUGGGUCGUGUUAGAACUAAGACUGUUAAGAGAGCCUCUAAGGUUUUGAUUGAACGUUUCUACCCAAAGUUGACCUUGGACUUUGAAACCAACAAGAGAUUGACUUCUGAAAUCGCUGUCAUUCAAUCCAAGAGAUUAAGAAACAAGAUUGCUGGUUACACCACCCACUUGAUGAAGAGAAUUCAAAAGGGUCCAGUUAGAGGUAUUUCUUUUAAGUUACAAGAAGAAGAACGUGAAAGAAAGGAUCAAUACGUCCCAGAAGUCUCUGCUUUGGACUUGUCCCACACUAACGGUCAAUUAGAAGUUGACUCUGAAACCGCUGACUUGGUCAAGACCCUUGGUUUCAAGAUCCCAAUCCAAACCGUCGCUAUCUCUGCUCAAAGAGGUCCAAGACGUUUCGCCAAGAGAAACUAAAUUCUUUAAGAAAAAGCAUUUAUUGUAUGAUAUAUUUUCUUUUAGUAGAUAGUCAAUCUAGCGUCUCUUUUUUUAUGUGUACUUAAUAAAAGAAAAAUCGAUAUAAA